This is a messenger RNA of Pteronotus mesoamericanus, 1503 nucleotides long. It is a transcript of the gene PINX1, whose product is annotated as PIN2 (TERF1) interacting telomerase inhibitor 1. Gene Ontology annotation, molecular function: nucleic acid binding; telomerase inhibitor activity. The coding region runs from base 123 to 1067 and encodes 314 amino acids. NCBI's taxonomy places the organism in Eukaryota, Metazoa, Chordata, Mammalia, Chiroptera, Mormoopidae. Gene Ontology annotation, cellular component: nucleolus. The transcript is spliced from 7 exons. The record is from RefSeq and is a predicted model, not a curated record.
GCCCUCGCCCUGGCAUUUCCCCGGGCUUGCGAGUCAGGUGGUCCCAACUUCGCCGCUAGCUGUCAGUCCCGUCGUUCCAGUAGCUCAGGUCCGGAGGCCGACGGCGUCACAGGCUCUGCGACAUGUCGAUGCUGGCUGAGCGUCGACGGAAGCAGAAGUGGGCUGUGGACCCAAGAAACACCGCGUGGAGUAACGAUGAUUCCAAGUUCGGCCAGAGGAUGCUGGAGAAGAUGGGGUGGUCUAAAGGAAAGGGUUUAGGGGCCCAAGAGCAAGGAGCCACAGAUCAUAUUAAAGUUCAAGUUAAAAAUAACCACUUGGGACUUGGAGCCACAAUCAAUAAUGAAGACAACUGGAUUGCUCAUCAGGAUGAUUUUAACCAGCUUCUGGCUGAACUGAACACUUGCCAUGGACCAGAAACAGCAAACUCCUCCUCAAACGACAAGGAAAAGAAAUCUUUCAGCCUUGAAGAGAAGUCCAAAACCUCCAGAAACCGCGUUCAUUAUAAGAAAUUCACAAAAGGCAAGGACCUAUCAUCUCGGAGCAAAACAGAUCUUGACUGCAUUUUUGGGAAAAGACAGAGUAAGAAGACUCCUGAGGAUGACCCCAGCCCCGCCACCGUGGAUGGCAAUGAGACCUCCACUGCGACCACCAGUGCCUUCACCAUCCAGGAGUACUUUGCCAAGCGGAUGGCUGAGCUAAAGAACAAGCCACAGGUCAUGGCUGCAGGGCCUGACCUUCCAGAGACCCAAAUGGAAAGGAAAGAAGGAAAGAAAAGAAAGAAAGAGGCAAAAGAUAAAAAUGUGGAGAAUUACACCCAAUCCAAGAUCAAGAAAAAGCGAGACCGAGUUGAGCAGCAGCUCGCAGACCCUCAUGGGGACGAGAAUCCUGGCGCUUCUGCUGAGGAUGGAGAGGCUCACAUGUGGCCACUGGAUGGCCAGGACUUACCACCAAAGCCCAAAAAGAGAGAAAAGAAAAACCUACAAAAGCAAGUCGAGACAGUAGUGGAUGCCACACUAGAUGAAACACCAGUGAAAAAGAAGAAGAAAAAGAAGAAAGGUUCCAAAUAAACCCUCUCCAGCCAGGGCCUCCCAGCCGCUCAGGUGUCGGGGCGCUGCCAGGCAAACGCCUUGGCCUGCAGUCAGGGCAGAGUUCACCCCAGAGAGUCUGUGCACAUCCUUUAACAUGCCCGCGGUUGCUGAGUCUCGCCCUCUCACCACAUGUUUCCCAAAUCAUAGCCCCAGAAGAACUUCUUAAUGUUCCAAAUCAUGGCUCUCAAAAACAAGUUUCUUUGUAGACUCUGAGACCUUCGCCAUGAGUGUUCAUUCAUAUUCGUAUGCAUGCAUCAAGUGAUGUAUGUGUGCACCUGUGUGUGUAAAUAUAUCACAAUCUAUAUUUACUUUUGACUUACUUCAAUAGCAGUGAAUUAUACUUCCUUCUGAAGAACUUAGUCUCAUUAAAGGAUUAAGGGUAAUAGUUUAGAUUCAGAUAGUUCUUUUUGUUCUA